This is a messenger RNA of Pieris macdunnoughi, 1701 nucleotides long. NCBI's taxonomy places the organism in Eukaryota, Metazoa, Arthropoda, Insecta, Lepidoptera, Pieridae. The record is from the annotation of a GenBank genome assembly.
AUGAGUUUUACUGAAAAUGAAGACGAAGUUACAACAUUUUGUGAUUCAGCGGCUUCCUUGGUGGAAGGAUGUCGUCUGCCAGUUCGAAUGCAAGGCGGCGACGACUGGCCUUUAGCGGAAAUUAUAAGUAUCAAAGAUAUUAGUGGAAUGAGAGGAUACUAUGUUCACUAUGUCGACUUUAAUAAGAGAUUAGAUGAAUGGGUUGAGGAAUCAUGGCUCGAUACAAGAAAAGUUCAGUUCCCACGCAGAGAUGGGGCACCAACUGGUGGGACAACUACUCCAAAGAAGACACAUAUUGGAUCAGGAGGUGGCGUGAUGCCUACUUUUAUUAAUGAUAAUGUCUGUAUUGAACCACCGAAGUCACAAAGCACUCCACACAGAGAAAUUAUCCAAAUACCACCAAAAAUACCUGAAAAAAGUAAUUCCAACCAUGCACUUAAUGGCUCAGCUCAAAAGUUUACACCUGUUGGUAUUGAGCCCCGUCAGCUCAUAUCGAGGCCAGCUAGCCCGACCCUCGGUCAUGAUUCUUCAUCACUAGUCAACGGCGGCGCUGUACUGGCGGCCGCGUUACAGAAGAAAAUUAAUAGGAAACGGAAGGCUGUUUCUGUUGAUAACGAUGUGUCUGUUACGUCAGAAACAACAGAGUCGAUAGAGAACGAAACAGUAAGUGGGACGGCGACGCCGACCACCCGACCUCGUCAGUCGGGGAGUAUGCUCGCCCAUGGGCACGAUGAUGUGGUCACAAGGAUGAAGAAUAUAGAAAUGAUUGAACUGGGCAGACAUAGGAUACGACCUUGGUACUUCGCGCCUUAUCCACAGGAAAUGGUCAACCUGCCGUGUAUCUAUAUAUGUGAAUUUUGUUUGAAAUAUAGAAAAAGUAAAAAGUGCUUAGACCGUCACCUUAUAAAAUGUAAGCUAAAACACCCUCCCGGAAACGAAAUAUACAGAAAAGGAAGUAUUUCCUUCUUCGAAAUCGACGGCAGAAAGAACAAGACGUACGCGCAGAACUUAUGCCUUUUAGCGAAACUUUUUUUGGACCACAAGACUCUGUACUACGACACCGAUCCCUUCCUUUUCUAUGUUAUGACGGAUUUUGACACAAGAGGUUUUCACAUAGUUGGUUAUUUUUCAAAGGAGAAGGAAAGUACGGAGGAUUAUAACGUGGCGUGUAUUUUAACUUUGCCUCCUUACCAAAGGAAGGGUUACGGUACAUUACUUAUAGAAUUUAGUUAUGAAUUGUCGAAGUUCGAAGGCAAGACUGGUUCCCCGGAGAAGCCACUGUCGGAUCUUGGACUUCUCUCAUACAGAAGUUAUUGGGCGCAGACAAUACUCGACAUACUUAUUAGUAUAAAACCAGUGGCAGAUAAUGAGAAACCACUUAUUACUAUCAAUGAAAUAUGUGAAUUAACCAGCAUAAAAAAGGAGGAUGUUAUAAGUACGCUUCAGAAUUUAAACCUCAUCAACUAUUAUAAGGGGCAAUAUAUCAUUUCCGUUAAUAAGGAGACAGUGCAACAACAUCAGAAGGCGAUGGAGAGGAAAUUGUUGCGGAUAGACCCAAAAUGUCUGCAUUGGACGCCCAAAGACUGGUCGAAGCGAGCGAAAUGGGUUAAGGCCAGCAGCGAUAUCCCAUUAAAAAAAAAAUACUUUACCCUCUUCGACAAAAAAGAAGAGUCCCCGACAUGUCCCAACGGAUCCGGAUGA